UUCAAUCCGUACUAUACGACUUGUCCAUUAUAUCAAUGAUAUAGAGUUGAAGGGAGUGUUUUGAGUGUCAUCGUCAUCGUCUGCAAAAAUGAUAUUUCUCGCAAUACUUAUCCUGUUACUAUUGUUCCAAUUGUUCAAAAGCUGUCGCGGGUAUCCCAAAGUCUACAAGGGUCAACAACUCCCGCCGGGUCCAAAUUGGAGUCUCCCUCUGAUUGGACACUUGUACUUAUUUCAAUCCAAUCCUAUUGAUACCUUCAUGGAAAUGGCCAAAACAUUGGGAGGAGUCUUCAUGUUUGAUUUUGGCCCCAAAACUAGUGUCAUCCUCUUGGAUCCAGUUCUGAUUGAUCAGGCCAUGAAAAUGGAUGCCCUACCGUCAAGGCCUCUGAAGGAAAUGGAAUCUCAGGCCUUGAUCCGCGGUGAACGCAAUCCUGACGGAAGUUUACCAGGAAUUGCUUUCGCUGAUGGAACCAGUUGGAAAGAUCAACGCAAAUUCGCGUUCACACAACUCAUUUCCAUGGGUUUCGGGAGGAAUGUGGAUAUUGAAGAGGUGAUUCGAUUGGAAUGUGAUGCUAUGGUACAAAAGUUGAAGGAGUCCUCCAAGGAAGGAACUGUGCCCUUUGUCAUUGACACAAACAGCUUCAUUGGGAACGCACUCAAUGUGGUGUGGCAUUUUGUCAGCGGAAAUCCUGUCCGGAUGUCUGACGAGUUGCUCCUUUCAGCCAAAGAUUUCAUGCGUUCCCAGAAACCGGGAUUCCUCAGUACUCUCCAAUUGUACUCCCCACUCUUAAUGAGGCUCACAACCUUACUGGGCCAGAAAAAUAUGUUGUCUUCUCGUCGAGAUGUGGAUGUCAAAAUCAAUGAGGAGAUAGACAACCACAAAAGGUCAUUUGAUCCCAAUUUAGUAAGGGACUUCAUCGAUGCCUACCUCAAGAAGAUCCAAGACACCACAGAUCCCACAUCGUCGUUUCACGAACAGAGAGGUGAGGUCAACAUGCGAAACUCCAUGUUUGACCUCUUCAUAGCUGGCAUGGACACCACAGCGACCACACUGAGUUGGGGUCUAAUCUACAUGAUGAAAUGGCCCGAGAUCCAAGUCAAAGUCCGAAAUGAAAUUGCCAGAGUCAUCGGAAAUGCCACUCCGAGUCUCAAUCAUCGCUCAAAGACCCCUUACGUGGAGGCUACGUUGCUAGAGAUCCAACGACUAGCUUGCAUUGUUCCUUGGGGACCAAGAGCCACGUUGGAAGAUGUUCAGCUUGGACCGUACAUCAUUCCCAAAAACACGCACGUUCUAUACAUCAUUCAAAAUCUAACUCACAAUUCAAGCUUUUUCCCCGACCCCUAUCACUUCAACCCCGAGCGUUUUCUCUCCGAUGAUGGGACCAAAUUCAUCCGUGAUGAGCGGGUGGCCACGUUUGGCCUCGGAAAGAGGAAAUGUCCGGGAGAAAAUAUGGCACGAAUGGAGUUGUAUCUUUUCUUUGUGACGCUUAUGAAGAACUUUGAAUUCACGAGCGUCGUCCAUCCCAAGGAUAUGAACCUCGUAGGUGAUCUGGGCCUAGUUAUGGAGCCCAAACCGUGCUCAACAUCUAUUAAAAUCAUCAAACAAUAAUUGAUCUUACAAAGUCGCAUUUAUUUCAACUCAUGCCCAAGGGAAAGGUGCCCGUUCUCGAAGAAGUUUCUGGCCCGUUUUGGCCCAUUCCGGUGCGGUGAUCCACAACUCUUGGGCCGUUUCAAGGCAAGCCAGAAUGGCGGCUCCUUUCCACGUGGUCA
Tigriopus californicus is the source of this 1767-nucleotide messenger RNA. RefSeq names its product cytochrome P450 2B4-like. Gene Ontology annotation, biological process: xenobiotic metabolic process. Gene Ontology annotation, cellular component: cytoplasm; intracellular membrane-bounded organelle. The record is from RefSeq and is a predicted model, not a curated record. Gene Ontology annotation, molecular function: heme binding; oxidoreductase activity, acting on paired donors, with incorporation or reduction of molecular oxygen, reduced flavin or flavoprotein as one donor, and incorporation of one atom of oxygen; iron ion binding. Lineage: Eukaryota; Metazoa; Arthropoda; Copepoda; Harpacticoida; Harpacticidae. The transcript has 5 exons. The coding region runs from base 89 to 1606 and encodes 505 amino acids.